Molecule: messenger RNA, 815 nt
Organism: Gracilinanus agilis (Agile Gracile Mouse Opossum)
Lineage: Eukaryota; Metazoa; Chordata; Mammalia; Didelphimorphia; Didelphidae
Gene: FIS1
Product: fission, mitochondrial 1
Exons: 5
Coding region: 80-538 (152 amino acids)
Biological process (GO): autophagy of mitochondrion; mitochondrial fission; mitochondrial fragmentation involved in apoptotic process
Cellular component (GO): mitochondrial outer membrane; peroxisomal membrane
Molecular function (GO): protein binding
Source: RefSeq, a predicted model, not a curated record
GGUCCUUCUCGGGAGGCCUUAGAGAUGGCGAAGGUUCUGGUGACUUGGGUUUGAGAAGCACGCAGUGUGGUUGGUGGCCAUGGAGGCCGUGCUGAGCGAGCUGGUGGCCGUUGACGAUUUAGUGAAAUUCGAGAAGAAGUUCCAGACGGAGCAGGCAGGGGGCUCCGUGUCACACAGUACCCAGUUUGAAUAUGCCUGGUGUUUGGUGCGAAGCAAAUAUAAUGAUGACAUCCGGAAGGGCAUCGGGCUGCUGGAGGAACUGCUACCUAAAGGAAGCAAAGAGGAGCAACGAGAUUAUGUCUUCUACUUGGCUGUGGGGAACUACCGACUCAAGGAAUAUGAGAAGGCUCUAAAGUAUGUGCGAGGGUUGCUGCAGACAGAGCCUCAGAACAACCAGGCCAGGGAGCUAGAAUGCCUCAUUGAUAAGGCUAUGAAGAAAGAUGGGCUGGUAGGCAUGGCCAUCGUGGGGGGGAUGGCCUUGGGCGUGGCUGGGCUCGCUGGGCUGAUUGGACUUGCUGUGGCCAAGUCUAAGUCUUGAAUUGCUCUACCACCAACACCCUCGGGACACACCUAACCUGCCCCCACUCGGAGAUGAAGCAGCCAAAGGGGCCGUGGAGAUGCUGAUACUGAUGUGUAAAAAGGGGGGAAGGGAGAGGGCCCUGUCACUUUUGUACCUUUAUUCCUAUUCCCCCCAUCUUCAUCCCCUUUCCUUCCUGAUUACUGUAUGCCCUUCAAUUUCUUUCCCAAGACCUGCCUUCCCCCAGGAUUUUGUGUUUUGGUAGAAUGUAAAUAAAACUGAGGGUUCUGGACUGAGA